This is a messenger RNA of Cladophialophora psammophila CBS 110553, 1566 nucleotides long. RefSeq lists its product as uncharacterized. The transcript is spliced from 8 exons. The coding region runs from base 1 to 1566 and encodes 521 amino acids. NCBI's taxonomy places the organism in Eukaryota, Fungi, Ascomycota, Eurotiomycetes, Chaetothyriales, Herpotrichiellaceae. Gene Ontology annotation, cellular component: membrane. The record is from RefSeq and is a predicted model, not a curated record. Gene Ontology annotation, molecular function: transmembrane transporter activity. Gene Ontology annotation, biological process: transmembrane transport.
AUGAAGGACGACAUUGAAACACACCAGACGAGGGUGACCUCCGUCGAGAGUAUCGACGAAAAGCUUGUUGACUAUCAGGAUGUGGACGCAGCCCUUGGCUUUUUGCGGGCCAAUGCCAGUGCUGGGCAGGCAAUUGACAUUGACGAGAAGAAGCUCAUGCGAAAGGUCGACUGGAUGAUCAUGCCAUUGAUGUUCGCCUGUUAUUAUUUGCAGUAUACUGACAAGACUCUGCUCUCCUAUGCCGCGAUCAUGGGCGUCAUUGAGGACACCCACAUGCCGUCGAAUGGCUUCUCGAAUUUGGCAAUCGCAUUCUAUGUCUCUUUCCUGUUCUGCGAGCCACUUCAGUCCUUCUUCAUCCAGAAGUUCCCUACCGCGAAGUAUUUGGGUUGCAAUGUGAUUCUGUGGGGCAUCGUUGUCUCCCUGAACUGUGUCUGCCACAAUUUUGCAUCCAUUGUCGCGCUUCGGGUCUUGCUCGGCAUGUUCGAAUCAUGCGUUGCUCCCAGGCAAGUGCGGUCAAAGUUCGAGACGAAAAUGUGUCUGACCGAUUUCAGUCUUGUAAUCCUCACGGCCAUGUGGUACAAGCGGCAUGAACAAGUUUCACGGAUGGGGAUCUGGUACCAAGGCACAUCGGUGGCCCCAGCUGUGUCCUCCUUGGCCUCAUACGGCUUCCUCCAUUACACAAACUCCCACCCGCACCUCCAUUUCAAGUCGUGGCAAAUCCUGUUUCUCGUCUUUGGGAUCAUCACGAUUGCUAUUGGCGUCUUAGUCGUCCUCUUCCUUCCGGAUAACCCUAUGAAAAGCCGGUUGUCUGCCGAAGAGAAAAUCUACAUUAUCGAGCGAGUCCGCGAGAAUCAGACUGGAAUUGAGAACAAGAAAUUGAAGACCAAGCAGGUCAAGGAGGUGCUCCUUGAUUUCAGAACUUGGUUGCUGAGUUUGGUUGUCAUCACCACCAACGUGCCCAACGGCGCCGUUAGCUCUUUCUCCAGCAUUAUUAUUGAGAACUUUGGUUUCGACGAGUACACAACGUUGCUCCUCAACCUCCCUGGGUGCGCGGUCGCUUUCGUGUCAGUCGGUUUCGGAACAUGGUGGGCCGGCAGAUAUAAUGGCAGGGGCAUCGCAAUCAUUGUUCUCACGAUCCCGACCUUGCUCGGAGGAGCUCUGAUGGCAUGGUUGCCUCCUUCAAACAAGGGUGGCUUGCUCACGGGCAAUUACUUGACUAAUACCGUCGGUGCUACUCUUCCGUUGAUGUACAGCUGGAUCACAUCGAACUAUGCUGGACAUACGAAGAAGAUCACGAUGAACGCGAUUGUACUGAUGAGCUUCUGUGUGGGCAAUAUCAUCGGGCCGGAGACUUUCCGCGCCAAAGACGCGCCCCAAUACAUCCCGGCAAAGCUUACCAUUGUGGUGAUUCUCUCGGUUGCCAUUGUCCUGGCCAUCACACUUGAUUUGCUCUACGUGCGGGAGAACAAGAAGAGGGACCGUGAAGACCAUCAAGAUCUGCCUCAGGAUUACGAGUUCCUUGAUUUGACAGAUAAGGAGAACAGGAACUUCAGAUAUCUGCUAUGA